CGGCGCGGACUGUGCGCAAGUGCGGAGCUGCGGGUCCGGCUUGUGUGGCUGUGUUUCCGCGUCCAGCGGUGGGGAGGUAGGGCGGGCGAGGGUGGGGUGAGGUGAGGGAGACCGGAGAGCUAAAGGGCCGCAGCCCAGCCCGGCAGGCUUCGGGAGCAGGUGAGCGGCUGGGAGCCCGGGGAGGGCUGAGAGCAGCGCACCGCAGCGCGGCGCCCCGCCCCUCCAGCCCCGCGGCCUGAGCGCUGCUGCCGGCCGCCCUGUGACAUGUGACGCGGGGCAGCGGCACCAUGAAGAAGUUCAACAUCAGGAAGGUGCUGGACGGCCUGACGGCGGCGGCGGUCGCCUCGUCCUCAUCGUCAUCGCAGCCCGGCCAGCGGGCCCCUGACAGUGACAUCGUCGAGAGCCUCUGCUCCGAACACUUCCAGCUCUGCAAAACGGUUCGUCAUGGAUUUCCAUAUCAGCCUUCAGCAAUGGCUUUCGAUCCGGUGCAGAAAAUCCUGGCAAUUGGAACCCAAUCCGGAUCAUUAAGACUCUUCGGAAGACCAGGCGUGGAGUGUUACUGCCAGCAUGACAGUUCUGCAGGGGUGAUCCAAUUGCAGUUCUUGAUCAAUGAGGGAGCCCUUGUGAGUGCCUUGGCAGAUGAUACUUUACAUCUCUGGAAUCUGCGUCAGAAAAGGCCUGCCAUUCUCCAUUCUCUUAAAUUCAACAAAGAAAGGAUAACAUUUUGCCAUCUGCCCUUCCAGAGUAAGUGGUUGUAUGUUGGCACAGAAAGAGGGAAUGUACAUAUUGUCAAUGUGGAGUCCUUCACACUCUCAGGCUAUGUCAUUAUGUGGAAUAAAGCCAUUGAACUAUCAUCAAAAACCCACCCAGGACUCAUUGUCCACAUCAGUGACAACCCAAUGGAUGAAGGCAAGCUUUUAAUUGGUUUCGAAUCUGGAACUUUGGUAUUAUGGGACCUCAAAUCAAAGAAGGGAGAGUACAGAUACAGCUAUGAUGAGGCUAUCCAUUCUGUGGCUUGGCAUCAUGAAGGAAAACAAUUUGUUUGUAGCCAUUCAGAUGGCAGCCUUACUGUCUGGAAUGUAAAAUCUCCCAUUAAACCUGCACAGAUUAUUACACCACACGCAAAGCAGCCAAAAGAUGGAAAGAAGCCAGAACCCUGCAAACCCAUCCUGAAAGUGGAAUAUAGAACCUGUAAAUCUGGAGAUCCUUUCAUCAUUUUUUCAGGAGGACUGUCCUAUGACACCGUAGGUAGAAGACCAUGUUUGACAGUGAUGCAUGGGAAGAGCACUGCUGUACUUGAAAUGGACUACCCAAUUGUUGACUUUCUUACCCUUUGUGAAACACCAUAUCCGAGUGAUUUUCAGGAUCCAUAUGCGGUCGUUGUCCUUCUGGAAAAGGACUUGGUAGUUGUAGAUCUUGGACAAAAUGGUUACCCUAUAUUUGAGAACCCUUACCCUUUGGAUAUACACGAAUCGCCUGUCACCUGCUGCGAGUAUUUUGCUGACUGCCCUGUUGACUUAAUUCCUGCACUUUAUUCUGUAGGGGCAAAGCAGAAGCGGCAAGGAUACAGUAAAAAGGAAUGGCCUAUCAAUGGAGGUAAUUGGGGUUUGGGCACUCAGAGCUACCCAGAGAUAAUUAUUACAGGGCAUGCAGAUGGAUCACUAAAGUUCUGGGAUGCUUCAGCCAUAACGUUACAAGUUUUAUACAAGAUGAAGACAUCCAAAGUAUUUGAAAAAUCUCGAAAUAAGGAGGAGAAACCAUACACAGAUAUAGUCGAUGAAGAUCCUUAUGCCAUCCAGAUAAUCUCGUGGUGUCCUGAAAGUAGAUUGCUGUGUGUGGCAGGAGUGUCAGCACAUGUAAUUGUUUACAAAUUCAGCAAACAGGAAGUGACAACAGAUGUUAUCCAGAUGCUUGAAAUACGAUUGCAUUAUGAAAUAAAUGACCUUGAGUCACCAGAGACUGAUCAAAUACCAUCAGUGGGAAUUUCAUGCCAGGGGUCAAAUUCUCAGACUGCAAACUCUCAGUCUCACCCUUCCACAAGCAGCACCUCAUCGGAUGGCCUCCGCGAUAACGUGCCCUGCCUAAAAAUUAAAAGUACUCCAUUAAAACAAGGGGCAGGCUACCAGGCUGAAGUAGUCAUUCAGUUGGUUUGGGUUAACGGCGAGCCUCCACAGCAGAUAAGCCUAGCAGUCAAUUCUCAUAUGGACAUCUUGGUGUUUGGGAACUGUAAUGGUAUUGCAAUGGUUGAUUACAUUCAGAAGACUGUACUUUUAAACCUGGGCACAAUUGAACUCUAUGGUUCGAAUGAUCCAUAUCAGAGACAACCAAAGUCCCCCCGCAAAACCCGACAGGCCUCAGGAGGUCUCUGUGAUAUCAAUGAAAGUUCCACAGCUCUGGAUGACCGUUGCAAGUCUCCCACAUCAGGUUCUGCCUCUUCGUGCAAUUCUGAAGAUGAACAGAAAUUGCCUAACUUUAUAGAAAAGGUGAAAAACAAAAGCAGAAAAUUUUCCAAGACCGUAGUAUCUGACAUAGCGAAGAUGUCAAGAAAACUAAGCUUGCCAACUGAACUGAAGCCUGAUUUGGAUGUGAGAGACAACUCUUUCAGCCGUUCCCGCAGUUCCAGUGUUACCAGCAUUGACAAGGAGUCCCGAGAGGCCAUCACUGCUCUUCAUUUCUCUGAGACUUAUACCCGAAAGGCAGAUACGUGCACCUCACCAUGUUUGUGGGUUGGGACGACACUUGGCACAGUACUGGUCAUAGUACUGAAUCUGCCACCCGGAGGAGAGCAAAGACUUACCCAGCCAGUCAUUGUGUCUCCAAGUGGGACUAUCUUGAGACUAAAAGGAGCAAUUUUGCGAAUGGCAUUCUUGGACACCACAGGAAGCCUCAUUCAUCCAGCACAUGAACCUUGGAAAGAACCAAAUGUACAGGAGGAGAAAGAUGAGAAAGAUAAAUGUAGGAAACUGAGACCUGUAUCUGUCUCCCCCUCAUCCUCUCAGGAGAUAAGUGAAACCCAAUAUGCAGUGAUAUGUUCAGAAAAGCAGGCAAAGGUUAUCUCACUGCCAUCCCAAAACUGUGUUUAUAAACACAACAUAACUGAAACAUCAUUUGUCUUUCGUGCUGAUAUUGGACUGAAUGGGAGCAUCUGCCUUGCAUGCUUCUGUGCCAAUGGACAUAUCAUGACGUUCAGCUUGCCAAGUCUUAGGCCACUACUGGAUGUCAAUUAUUUGCCACUGACCGAUAUGCGAAUAGCUCGUACCUUCUGUUUCACCAAUAACGGGCAAGCUCUUUAUCUGGUUUCCCCCACUGAGAUCCAACGCAUCACCUACAGUCAGGGAACAUGUGAGAAUUUACAGGAAAUGCUGGGAGAGCUGUUUACUCCUGUGGAAACACCAGAAGCUCCAAACAGGGGGUUCUUUAAAGGGUUGUUUGGUGGUGGUGCCCAGUCACUGGACAGGGAAGAACUUUUUGGUGAGUCUGCAGCAGGGAAAGCCUCGAGGAGCUUGGCCCAGCACAUUCCAGGGACUGGUGGAAUUGAGGGGGUCAAAGGAGCAGCAUCUGGUGUUGCAGGGGAGCUGGCUCGGGCCAGGAUAGCACUUGAUGAAAGAGGGCAGAAACUGAGUGAGCUGGAAGAGCGAACGGCGGCCUUGUUAUACAGUGCCGAUACUUUCUCUAAACAUGCUCAUGAGAUGAUGUUAAAGUGCAAAGAUAAGAAGUGGUACCAGUUCUGAACACCUUGAUCCAACAUUACUUAAAUACUUCAGCUGGAAGGAGGUUAUCCAUAGAUGAUUCUCCCUCUUCAUUUAUUUCUGCAGGACAGGAGGUUCAUCUUUGAGUAUUGCUGUUUCCUAGCACAACUCAUAAACUCUUUCCCUCGGUCAUAUUGCUUUAAACUGAGGAGGAAACUGAAAACUUGCAACAUGAAGGUGUUUUCUACUGUAGCUGUGGGUUGGUGCACAGUGUGGGACCUGAGCAGGGAACAAGGGGCAGUGCUGGGUUUUAUGUGUUAUUUCACACGCCAAAUGUUUUGUGCUAUUGUCUCUGGCAGUGUUUCACCCAUAAAACUAUAAAUGUAAUACUGCAUUCACUCCAGAUGCCAGCAAAUGCAAAACAAGAGGAUAAAUACGUGUAGCAAAGUAUUGCAUUGAGAAUCCAAACAAUGAUUUAUUUCUGGUUCAAGAAAUUAAUUUGCACAUUUUUAGUUUGUGUACUGAGCUAGUUGGGUGAUAAUGAUUUUCAGUUUGUGUCCAACUCUGAUCAGAAAAUGCUCGUUUGUGUCUGAUAUUAAUUAGAUAAUGGUGUGUGUCCACUGGCUGGAUGCAGUGAGUUUGGAUGAUGUUGUUUUGUGGUCAGUGCUGAUUGGUUGAUGCUGGUUUGUGUCUGGCAAUAAUGAAUGAUGUCAUUUUCUGUCUAAUACUGGUUGAAUGAAUAAUAUUUUGGGGUCUAGAUUUGUCUUAGUUGAUAAUUUUAGUUGAUUAUGGAUUCAUUUCAUGCAGAUGUUGCCUGUGUGGUUACUCAUGCAAAAAGCAUUUUGUAAUUAGAUUUUAUUAUUUACCCCCACUGACUAUAGAUAAUUGUCAAUAAUGCAAAUCAUUUGAGCUACAGUAACAACUGUUUUUAAAAUAAAUUAACCGUCACUGGUUUGGAGUCACAUGAUGAUUAUACAAAAAAACUUCAAAUCUCAAUAAUAGUAUUAUGGUGUCAGAUGAAAUGUACACUAUUUAUUGUUCUAACUCCCAGCCUAGUUCACCAGAUCUCGCUGUAUGAAUUGAUGCUGUUUGGUAGUCUUACAUCUGUAGGAUAGUUUGGAGAACCAUGGAAGUAUUUUUCUCCCCUUGUUCUUCAAGGAAUAAAUUCCAGACGACAACAAACUACUUUCCUGCAGAACUAUAGUUGAAACCAAAGGGAAGGAGAUGACGUGUUGACAUUGUUUAUGGAAUGGGAGGAAGAGCUGGACUGAGCUGACUGAGAGUUGAUGGCAAAUUAGGCUGCAGUAGAACAUUGUUUCCUUUUGAAAAGUACUUAGUGCCACUGUAGACGUGGAAUAUCCAACACAGAUAGAAUUUGAACAUAUUUUUAUGAAGUAAGGUCAGCUGCCAACAUGGGCUGGUUCUGAUUCCUGUUCAUAGUCACUGUACAUUAUUGGUGUAUUGUCACAUUCCAUGUUGCAGUACAUGAGAUGAUAUUUAGUGCAAUACUUUGGGAAUGCCCAUAUUUGAAGAUUAAAUGGAAUGUACCUGAAGGGGUUGGUUAUAACUGUGUUUCUCCUUUGUUUUUGUACAUUUUUACAUGUUCACCUCCUCCAGUCACUUUGCUUCAGAUGCAGUGUGUGUGUGAUGUCUGCAGCCUUUCUCCUUCAUGAUCAUUGCACAUAUUCAACUUGGGUCUUGUGAGGGAAAUUGAAGGCUGAGAAAGAAAGAUGCUGGCUUCCACAGAAACAGCUCUUCAUUUAAUAAUGAAAUCUGGACUCGAUAUAGUUGGAGUCCCACUGUCAUAAGUGCCCACACAGUAGAACUAUUCCUCACAAACCUCAGCAGCCACAGAGUCCAGAUCAACGCAGCAAAUCACUAUGCUUUUAAAAUGUAGGCUAUUAGAAGUUCACAGGAGUUUGUUUCAUGAUGAAAUUCUAAUCUGCAGUCAAUAUAAAAUGUUGAUUGCCAAGAGCAUGGUUGCCUUCAAGACAGAAAUGUUUACUUGUGUUAUAAUUUGUUGCCAUGCUUUUCAUGUUCAGAUUUUUUGGGGUUUAUUUUAUGUCAUUUAUAUUCCCUUUUGUUUACAGUGUAUGUGUUUUUUUCCUGUGUUUUAGGUAUCUCAUUGAAAUCUGGAGCACCUCUUUUAAAGUGGCUGCUGCCUGGAUUGUCCCCUCUUCCCUGAUUAUGAUGGCACAAUGCUCCUAACAAGGGGAGUUGUACAUGUGCAAGGGUCUUUAUCCUCUUGAUUAGCAUUUCAGGAUUUCUUUAAUGAAACAAAUUUCUUUUCAGCAUAUUUGAAAAUAUAUAAAUAUGAAGUAUAUGUGUUGAGAAAUAUAUUUCCUUAAACAUGUUUUCAGUGUAGGGUCUGUACUUCAUUUCCCUGAUCUUUUGAUGGAAGUGCACGAAAUUUACUGCUGUUUGUGUGUUACCCGUGAUGUGCAUCAAGUCUGAGUGUUCUGUUAAAUUAAAAGCUAAUGAAGUUGAAUUUGCUGAGUACUUCUGCCAAAUUGUAAUGUUUUUUCCUGAAAAUUGUUUUUCUAAAAAAAAAUUAAAAUAUCCAAUCUAGCU
Molecule: messenger RNA, 6260 nt
Organism: Pristis pectinata (smalltooth sawfish)
Lineage: Eukaryota; Metazoa; Chordata; Chondrichthyes; Rhinopristiformes; Pristidae
Gene: stxbp5a
Product: syntaxin binding protein 5a (tomosyn)
Biological process (GO): regulation of protein secretion; regulation of exocytosis
Cellular component (GO): SNARE complex; plasma membrane; cytoplasm
Molecular function (GO): myosin II binding; syntaxin binding; GTPase activator activity
Source: RefSeq, a predicted model, not a curated record